AGUCGUGUCGUCAUCUGGUAACACUGGCAUUCAGCAGAGCAGUGAAAACGACGUUAACAUUUCUGAUCAAUUAAACAAUUGGAAAAUACGGCCGCAGAUCGCGAUCUAAACGUACCGCCCCCACCACGCCCACUGCCGCCCACGCCCCCUGGCGCGGGGUCACAUCGAUAGAGAGCUUUGCGCGUGUGUGUGUGCGUGUAUGUGUCGGCCGAGAGGAGGAAGACGAAGAGAAAAAAAAACAGGCAGCGAAAAGCGAUAAGAAACGGAACACAACACACUGGAAAAAAUUGCGAUAAGAAACGGGGAGGAGCGGAGCGGAAAUUGCCAAGACUCUGGGAUGGAUUAGCGGCACAGCCGGACUCUGAGGUUAGCCAACAGUGGGAUUAGGACCAGGAACAGCCAUGUCCUCCGCCGUUAACAUCCAGAUCGUAUCCAUGCCGAAUCUGGCCAAGAUCGAGAGCUUCCUAAAGGAUGUCAGCUACCGGGAGACGAUCGAGUACAGUGCCAACUUCAACACGCGCCUGUGCAGCGAGCGGCGCCACCGGCUGCCCUUUCUCGAUCCGCAGACAGGCGUCGCCCAGAACCACUCGCAACUCUUUCUGGACAAGCGACAGCGGAUGCCCGGCUUCCGGCAGGGCCAGAUCUACACGUAUCCGGCGGCCCGCUGGCGGAAGAGCCGUCGCCAGUACUUGAGCAAGAUGUACAGCCGCUUUCCCGAGCGCCCCUUCCAGGCGCUACGCAAGGAGCACGAAGCUCUGGUGGCCAGCGGCGUUAAUCUGGGACUGAGCAGCCUGACCAGUGGUGUGGGAUCAAUGCCCGGCAGCAAUAGCCUGGCCAGCAGCUCCUCCCUUACGCUCAAUAUGCUAACGGGCGGCGGAGCCGCGCCGGCCGUACUUGGUUCCCUGCACAGCGACACUGCCCACGAUUUUAAUGGAGCCUUCAGUCUGGAGGAGUCGAGCUCACUGGGUGCCGCCGGCGGUGAUACAUCCGACAGCAAGGACAGUCAACAGCAACAACAUCAGCAGCAACACCACCAGCAGCAGGCCGUCAAGGAGGAGCAUUUGCCCAAGGAGUGGUUCUACGAUGAAAUGGACAUAAACGAUGUUGACUCACUGGAGGAGCCCAAGUCGCCGGCAGAUGAUGAGUACGACUAUGAUCCGCGCUAUGGCAACAAAAAGAGGCGCAAGCGGCGGCCGGGCAAGCGUGGAGGAGAUUCUGGCGGCGGAGGUGGUGGAGGAGGCGCUGGCGGUGCCGGCAAUUCAGGUGGUAGCUCCAGCUCGCGGAGACGCAGUGCAGCGGUCAGGUCGCGCAUCACCACAACGGAUGCGGCGCUGGACGCCUCGCUGGAGGCCAUCGAAUCCGGCGAGAGUGUUCCGGGCAGCAAUGGAGGCCCAAUCUCCAGCGGUGGCAUCCUUAGUGGCAGUCUGGGAGCAGGCCUAGCUGGAGUGACCGGAUCUGGGGGCGGAGGAGGAGCAUCGGGAGCUUCGGCCAACAGCCGCCGAUCUCGGGGAGCGGGAACACGCGGCAGGCGACGAACCAAGGGACCAAACAGCGCCGUUGGAGCGGCAUGCGAUCCGACAAGCCCCGGCAUGGUCAUCGAGCCACCAUCCUUCGAGAGUGCCGCUGCUGCGGUGGGCGUGGUCGAGGACGCGAACGCCCAUCUGCGCAACUAUCGGAAGUAUCUGUAACCGCUCUAUCAGCAACUAAUUGGACGUGUAAUCAAUCAAACCCCUUGUUUUCGCAUUGUUUUCUCGCCUAUUGAUCGACCUACUUUUCGCACAUAAUUUAAAGAUAGUUUUAAAGCCUUAGUUGAUCACUGUUGCCCCCGACAAAAGGAUAAAGGAGGAGCCAAGAAAGAAAUGAAACAAAUACAUUGUGGACCAGGGACAGAAACAGGAUUAGAAUCAGGAUCACGAUCAGAACCGCGCACCAGGCCGUAGCCAAUACAAUUCCAAUGUUUCGCCUCUCUUAAUUUUACGUUCCCAUAGCCAAUUGAUUGUUGUUUUUUGAACUACCAAUAGACUGGCGAACUUCUCUAUAGGAUAAUUUGAGCUGAAACUUAUGGGAUGUAGAAAACAUUAUUCGAUCAAUUGAAAUGUAGUUGUAUGUUUAGCAAACCUUUAGGCCGUCAAUAAACAUUAUAUAAGUUAGUCAAUGAUUUGAUAAAGAAGCUUUUCCGAAAUCCUUAGGCAAUUCAUUAUUAAAUAUUUUGGGCAUCCUCAAUGCCAUAAGUGAAAAGUAACUCCACCGUUUGUGAAACAACAUAUUUAACAUAAUGAUACGAAAGUAUAUAAUUUUGCAAUAUUUACAAUGCGAUCUUGUAAUGAUUUUACGCCUGGUUUUCAAAGAUUGGCUUAGAGAAGUUCGCCAGUCCAUUUCAUUAUAUUGUACAUUAUAUAUAUGAGUGUACAGACAUUAUACUAUAUAUAUAUUUACAUGCAUUAUAUUUGCGACUCUACUUAAAGCAAGUCCACCUUUUGGACUGGCUCUCCACCUAAUCGCAAUCUCUCGGUUUCUGUUGCUGCAUGUUCUUAAUACUACUUUACCUAUCACCUAUCUCCCCAAAACCCAAAACCCAAAUAUUCUAUUCAAUUUUUUUUAUUUAACCAAAAUUUUAGUUAAAAAUGAGACAAUUCAAAUUGUAAUCUAUUUAGGCAAGUGGUAGGGUAUCUCUAGCAUUAGAAGAAGCUACAAAAAAAAAAACACAAUUUCGCAAAACCAAAAUUUUUUCUCUAGGAUCAUAAUUAUUAAGCUGAGCUAAAA
This is a messenger RNA of Drosophila santomea, 2763 nucleotides long. Its product is annotated as AT-rich interactive domain-containing protein 1B. The transcript is spliced from 2 exons. The record is from RefSeq and is a predicted model, not a curated record. Bases 402 to 1688 code for a protein of 428 amino acids. NCBI's taxonomy places the organism in Eukaryota, Metazoa, Arthropoda, Insecta, Diptera, Drosophilidae.